AUGGCAACGACAACGACCCGCUCAAAUACGAUUUCAGAGCCGUCUGCGCUCACCAGUCUCAUCGCAUCCACCUCAACGCCCUCCAGUCCCUACUCCGCCCGUACUCUCCAAAUCCUCCACAACCUGCAACACCAACACCUCUGGACGUCGCUCCAAGUGCACGAACUACACCUCCCGAGCACAACCCCGUCUUCAGAUACAACAGCAGAAUCCUCUCCCGACAACCAAUCUCCCGCCCCUCAUCUCCUGAUCUCCGGCAUCCCGCCCAACCGCGUCUACACCCACCCGGACGAACAGCUGUACAUGCUGGAGAAGGGUCUGCGCGAGGAAGACAUCGAGCUGGAGCGUGUUUUUGUGCUCCCCACGGUGCAGGGCCAGUCGUGGAGCUUGCACAAAAUGGCCGCUGUGUUCGAUUCGCUUCCUUCCGUCGAGGAUGGAACGCAGCUCCAGGCGGGGGACGACGUCGAGGAGGAUACGCAGAACAUGAGCGCGGAGAAAGCCGCUGCCAUCGCGGAGUAUUAUGAGCGCCGGAAACAGGCCCUGCAAACCAAGGAGAGGGUGCUGUGA
Molecule: messenger RNA, 567 nt
Organism: Aspergillus terreus NIH2624
Lineage: Eukaryota; Fungi; Ascomycota; Eurotiomycetes; Eurotiales; Aspergillaceae
Exons: 2
Coding region: 1-567 (188 amino acids)
Biological process (GO): tRNA splicing, via endonucleolytic cleavage and ligation; tRNA-type intron splice site recognition and cleavage
Cellular component (GO): tRNA-intron endonuclease complex
Source: RefSeq, a predicted model, not a curated record